Amborella trichopoda is the source of this 1080-nucleotide messenger RNA. The record is from RefSeq and is a predicted model, not a curated record. NCBI's taxonomy places the organism in Eukaryota, Viridiplantae, Streptophyta, Magnoliopsida, Amborellales, Amborellaceae.
UUAAUCCACCAGGUUCAAACCCAAGUCGCGUUGAUCCGUUAGAUCAGCAGGUCAGACCAACCCGAUUCACAGCCCUAAUUAACCUCGCAUGAUUCCGCCUGGGAGCCCUCUCACAGGAAAUGUGGUCUUUCCGACAGUAAAAUCAUGACAGGCCGGAACAUGCAAAACAUUACCUUUCCAAAUUCCUCCACCAUGAUGCAACCGUAUAAUUCCACGACCUGCUUCAAAAUACCCCUCUCGCGUAACUCAUUUUUUUCACAGGUAACCUCUCUCGCAUUACUCUCUCUCUCUCUCUAUUUUUUUGAGCAGAGGCCAUGUCUGCUCAAAUUUCCUCAAAUUCUGCAACAAACUCUAACAAGCCAAUGGGCGGUGGCAAAGUUUCCUUCAAAGUCACUCUCACCUCUGAUCCAAAGCUCCCCUUCAAAGUUUUUAGUGUUCCAGAGGAAGCCCCUUUCACAGCGGUCUUGAAAUUUGCUGCGGAAGAGUUCAAAGUGCCUCCUCAGACGAGCGCUAUUAUCACCAAUGAUGGUGUUGGAAUUAAUCCACAACAAAGUGCAAGUUGGCCUCAAAUCUCCUUUCUACUUCUCAUUUCCUUAUAAGUUUUUUAAUCAUGUGGAAAUGACUACUGGACAGCUUUGAUAUUCUAAGAUUGACACAAAUCUGGUCUACGGAGUUUUUUUAGAUGGAGACUCGGUAUCAAUUACCCCCCUUUUUUUUGGUGAAAUAACGAUAUGCACUACUCUAGGGAUAUUGGAUUACAUUUCAAUCUUAAGUUGAUGUUUGCUGUGAUUUUUCAAUUAAUAUUCAAUAUUGUGAACAAUCUAAAUACUGGCUGGUGUUUUCAGGUAAUGUAUUUCUCAAGCAUGGCUCUGAGUUGUGUCUUAUACCUCGCGACAGAGUUGGAGCAAUUGAUAAAAGAAUUUAGUGUAAUCUGUGACUAUAUCCCGAGUUACAGACAAUCUGGCUUACUAGUAAUUCUCAUAAAUGAAGAAUAAUAUUUUGUUUAGCGUGUUUCAAGAUGUGGAUGGUUACUUUUGUUAUCUUAUGAAAGCAAGAUCACGAUUUUGAAUGGUGUUGAAA